GAAAAAAAAGUCAAAUCCUCAGGGCCUGGGCAAUUGUGCAUGUGAGUAAGUGUUCAUAUUACCAUGUGCAAGGUCCCAGGUUCAAGCCCCAGGUCCCCACCAGCAGGGGUGAGGGGGGAGGAGAGUUUAAUGAGCAUUGAAGCAGGUCUGCAGGUGUCUCUCUAGCUCUCUCCCACUUCUCUAUUUCUUUCUGACCUGUCAAAUGAAAUAGAAUGGAAGAAAGAAAUGGCCACCGGGAGUGGCAGAUUUGUAGUGCUGGCAUGACGAGCCCCAGCAAUAAAUUUGGUGGCAAUAAAAAUAAAAUAAAAUAAAAUAAAAUAAAAAGUCAAAUCCUCUCCCCUUCAUUCCUAUCAGGCCAAAUGGAAGCUCUGGAAGGCAGCCUUCUAGGAAAGUUAAGCACUAAGCAAAUGGAGUUAAAUGCAAGAAAAAGGAGAGAGCAGAAAUGAGAGAGCUAAAGGAGUUCCAUAAUGGGCUCUUCACCCUAGCUUAGAUAUACCCCCCUGAGGUAGCUCUGACACCCCAGAUUUGCCUCUUCUGCAAAUGCAGAUGUGGGUAGGUCCCAUGUAACGUGACUUCCCCUUUUGCCUUUAUUCAUUGAGUUCCCUCUAACUGCUUGUCAAUUUGAUCUGGGCUUUAGCUGUCACUGACUGUCACUGCGUGACCUACAGCGUUCAACCUGGUGGAGCCAUGAGCUUCAUUGUGGAAAACGUGUGGAAUUUCACUGAUGAUUUUGGCUACUUUGAAAAUUUCACUGGUACCCCACCCAUGGACGAUGACUUUGCUUAUAGCCCUUGUAAUCUGGACAGAGAGACAUUCAACAAGUUGGCUGUGGUCAUCACCUAUGUGCUGGUGUUUGUACUGAGCCUGCUGGGAAACUUGCUGGUGAUCCUGGUGAUCCUGUCCAGUCGGGCCAGCCGCUCAGUCACAGACAUCUACCUGUUCAACCUGGCCAUAGCCGACCUGCUCUUCGCCCUCAGCCUGCCCAUCUGGGCCACCUCCAAGGUCAAGGGCUGGGUCUUUGGCACCCCCCUGUGCAAGCUGGUGUCCCUGCUGAAGGAGGUCAACUUCUACAGUGGCAUCCUGCUGCUGGCCUGCAUCAGCGUGGACCGUUACCUGGCCAUCGUCCAUGCCACACGCACCCUCACCCAGAAGCGCCACUGGGUCAAGUUCAUCUGUCUUGCUAUCUGGGCCUUGUCCCUUGUCCUGUCAUUACCCACUGUCUUCAUGCGAGAGGCCUACAUCCCACCCUACUCAUCAAGCCCCGUCUGCUAUGAGAUCAUGGGCAUCAACACCACAAAAUGGCGGAUGGUGAUGCGCAUAGUAGCCCAGGUGUUUGGCUUCCUGCUCCCGCUUCUGGUCAUGUUGUUCUGCUAUGGGCUCACCCUGCGCACCCUGUUUGAGGCCCAUAUGGGCCAGAAGCACCGGGCCAUGAGGGUCAUCUUUGCCGUUGUGCUGGUCUUUCUGCUCUGCUGGCUGCCCUACAACCUGGUCCUGGUGUCAGACACCCUCAUGAGGGCCCAUGUGAUUAAGGAGACUUGUACUCGCCGCAUUCACAUUGGCCGGGCCCUGGGUGCCACUGAGGUCCUGGGCUUCCUGCAUAGCUGCCUCAACCCCCUCAUUUAUGCCUUCAUUGGCCAGAAGUUCCGUCAUGGGCUGCUCAGGAUCUUGGCCAACCGUGGCCUCAUCAGCAAGGAAUUCUUGUCCAAGGAGGCCAGGCCUUCCUUUGCUGGCUCUUCUUCAAGGAACACUUCCACGACCCUCUAAACCCUGCAUCCCUGUGGCAGCCCCUCUGAGAUCUUCCUUUCUCUCUACAUCUCAUUCUAAGCCUCCUGUCUGUUGACUGGUCACAGUCUCUAUGACAAGGUGGUCCCCACUGGGGCUCCAGAAUUUUUUUGAGGCCAUGUGCCAUGUCUCUUCAGAUCUCCAGUGCUUGGUUCAGAAAGCAGUUCCUCCCCCCUUAUUGUAACUGCUGUCUCAAUGGCUAGAGUUCUGUCUAUCCUUCCCUGAGCCCUCCUACUUUCUCUUCUCAGACAUUUUAAAGAAACUCUUUGAAGUGACAAACAACAACAACAACAAAAAAACAAACAAAAACCCCUCCCAUCACUGGGAGCCAUGGGUGGCAAAUUAUUUGAAUCACUUCCCCAACUCUCCCUCUCCUCACCUGCUAGCAGAGCCCCCUUCCUUGACAGACACUCCCUUUCUGAGGCUCCUGAAGCUAGUAGUGACCAUGUCUCCCAGGUCUGACUAGUAAGAUUGGCGGCAGUGGAGUGCUGGUCAACUACUCUCCAGGGGAAAGUCCUGGUGUGAAUGUCUACCAUACUAAUUUCAAGGGUGGUAGUAUGAGUACACAACUCACAACAUUCUAGAAAAAUGUCACAAAUGACUUUCACAAGCAGGUCCAAACUGGCUUCAGCACAUCACUUCUGAAGAGGGGAGCCUGUUUUGGCCUGGGGACUCCUGGGACAUAAAAUAAAAAAGAAGAUAUUAUAUAAGAAGAGACAUAUACCCACAUUCCUGGUUCUUGCCUUUGAUUGUGGUGAUAGGAUAUGAGGUGUGGUAAUGAGACAGUGGCUCCAUUAUACUGAGGCUGAGAAAGCCAAAGAAUAAGAGGAAUAAAGAGCCCAGAAGUAAACAAGCAUAAA
Messenger RNA from Erinaceus europaeus (western European hedgehog), 2642 nucleotides. RefSeq names its product C-X-C chemokine receptor type 2. Bases 688 to 1764 code for a protein of 358 amino acids. Lineage: Eukaryota; Metazoa; Chordata; Mammalia; Eulipotyphla; Erinaceidae. Gene Ontology annotation, molecular function: C-X-C chemokine receptor activity. The transcript has 2 exons. The record is from RefSeq and is a predicted model, not a curated record. Gene Ontology annotation, cellular component: membrane. Gene Ontology annotation, biological process: G protein-coupled receptor signaling pathway; neutrophil chemotaxis; immune response.